AUGUACUUUUAUUACUUUAGACAAGUGCAAUUUGAAUCAAUAUUAAACGAAAAUAGCAGUGAUGAAGAAGAGUUUAGUAUUCCAACAGCUCAGGCAAUCGCUGCAGUGCAAAAGCAACCAAGCAAUGACGGUUCUGCAAUGCAAAUUGACAAUUUUACUGAUAAAGACGAGAUCAUUUUAGCUAUGAUUUGGUCGAGCAAUCAACUGGGCGCAGCCUACUACAACAUUCUCACGUCCGAAUUGUUCGUGAUGGACGAUACCUACGAUGACAAUAUUCAUUUUAACAUCACCAAGACACUGUAUAAGCAAUGUCAACCGCGUUAUGUCGUCACGAUCUCCGGUACGUCCGACGAGUUUCUUGCAGCGCUCGAGACUUUGAUAACGUCGGAAACGUCAAGCGAAUUGAACAGAUCACCGGGAACGAGCAGUGCGGGGCUGACGCAGGUCUCGCUGAGGGUGAUGCGGAAGAGGGAAUACGGCUUCAACAGAUGCUAUCACAGAGUUCGAUGUCUCAAGCUCGAGUCGGAGCCGGCAAACGCCAACAACGUCGAGAGACUUAUCUUUCUUCAGGGCCUGUUGAAUUUCAAAUCGAUCGUCAUGAUACAUACGCUGGGUUUACUCUUGAUCUACAUUGAUCAACAUUGGAGCAAUAUCGCGUUGGAUCCUUCCGGCAGACCUAGUUUCGUAUCUUUAACUAGCAUAACAUUACGUGACAUUGUCAUGAUAAAUGACGAUACUUACGAGGCAUUAAAUAUCGUGCACGCCAGACAUCAUCCGAGUCUUUUCAAGUGUGGUGAUGCGGCAUCGAAAAAACAAAGUGGUAGCUUAUUCAUCCUUCUGAGCCGUUGCCAAUCGCGACCCGGAGCGCAAUAUUUGUGGAGAACAUUGCGACAUCCCACAAGAAACAUCGAAAUUCUUAAUCAAAGAUUCGAAGUCGUCGAGUUUUGCCUUAAUCCAGAUAACCAGAGUAUUGUCGAAAAUUUAAUGUCAUGUUUGAAACACAUUUAUCGUUUGACUAAUGUUAUUCUGGAUCGAUAUUUAGCGCAGCAAGCUAAAGUUUCUGAUUGGCGACGAUUGCACAAGACGAUAUCUUCCAUAAUUUAUAUCGCCGAUAUAUGUGAAAAACGCCAUGAAAAAGUAAAACUGUUUCGUAAAAUCGUCGAUAGUAUCACGAACGAAGUACGUUACGUCAAAUAUUUUAUCGAAUAUAUAGUGGACUUUAGCUCAAAGAAAUCCGAAAACGAUUUCAUCGUCCGAACAAACGUGGAUUCACACUUGGAUAAAUUGCAUCACAUAAGAGGCACUUUAUCCGAGACCCUGACACGAAUGGGAGAGAAAGAUAUGAAAGAUUAUCUUCCACCAUCGGUGACAACCUGCAAGAUGGUAUACAUACCGAAUAUUGGAUAUCUCUUAGCAAUAACUGGAUGGAAUCCAUCACCAGCCGACAAUGCGGAUUUGGAGAAUUUAGAAUUCAAAUUUGUUAGCAAUAAUAUACGUUAUUAUAAAAGUCCCAGUGCUAAAGAAUUAGACAAUACUGUAGGAGAUAUAUUAUUAAGGAUCAACAAGCGAGAGAGUUAUAUUAUACUGAAGCUCGUGAAAUAUAUAAAUAAACAUGCCGCAUCAAUCUUUAAUGCGAUUCAAUUGUGCGCUGAAUUAGACACGUUGUUGGCAUUUUAUGUAGUUGCUCGAGAAUACAAUUACAUAAAGCCGAAUAUGGUGGAACGCCAGAUUAUAGCUGUGGAACAAGGUCGUCACCCGUUGCAGGAAUUUCUAACAACCUUCGUUCCAAAUGACACCUAUUCCGGAGACGAAAAGAGCCGCAUAAAAAUUUUGACCGGUCCGAAUGCUUCUGGCAAGAGCACAUAUCUCAAACAAAUUGCACUUAUUGUAUUUAUGGCUCACAUCGGUUGCUAUGUACCGGCUAAAUCGGCCACUAUAGGAACAGUGACUCAUAUCCUGACCCAAAUUACGUCCGUGGACAGCAUUGCUCUAAAUGCGAGCAUGUUCUUGCAAGAUAUGCGACAGAUAAACUCCGCUCUCUACGCGGCCACGCCAAAUUCUAUCGUCAUUUUAGACGAAUUCGGAAACGGGACGUCCGAGGUGAGUGGCUUGUCAUUGCUCGCAGCUGUAUUAAAUAAUUUUGUCGAGCGCGGUAUUUACUGCCCACACGUUUUUGUGGCCACGCAUAUGCAUCGAAUAAUGAGCAUGUUGCCGCAAAAUCCGAUAAUCGAGGAACAGACUUUCGAGUUUGUCACAAACAACAACGGUUCCGUGGCGUAUCUUUAUCGUAUAACUUCUGGACACGCGACAUGUAGUUUCGCACAUGUAGCUGCGCGAAGUGCGGGUUUGGAUGAACGAAUUGUCAAGCGAGCAUUAGAGGUGUAUGAAAAAUUUAAAGUUGACGAGUUACCUCCACGACUACCAGAAGCUGCAGGCCAAGAGAGAGACAAAGCAACGAGAAUCAUUGAACGAUUAUUGGAAUCUAAGAAUUUUGAUCUGGAAGAGUUGAAAUCGUUGGUUCGUCAAGUCACGGAACAACAACAAAUUGUAAAAAAAUAAGGAAUAUUGAAAUCGG
Molecule: messenger RNA, 2575 nt
Organism: Camponotus floridanus (Florida carpenter ant)
Lineage: Eukaryota; Metazoa; Arthropoda; Insecta; Hymenoptera; Formicidae
Product: mutS protein homolog 5-like
Exons: 12
Coding region: 1-2559 (852 amino acids)
Biological process (GO): chiasma assembly; mismatch repair
Cellular component (GO): nucleus
Molecular function (GO): ATP binding; mismatched DNA binding; ATP-dependent DNA damage sensor activity
Source: RefSeq, a predicted model, not a curated record